This is a messenger RNA of Prosopis cineraria, 1461 nucleotides long. RefSeq names its product aspartyl protease family protein At5g10770-like. Bases 1 to 1461 code for a protein of 486 amino acids. Gene Ontology annotation, molecular function: aspartic-type endopeptidase activity. The record is from RefSeq and is a predicted model, not a curated record. Lineage: Eukaryota; Viridiplantae; Streptophyta; Magnoliopsida; Fabales; Fabaceae. The transcript has 3 exons. Gene Ontology annotation, biological process: proteolysis.
AUGGCCUCUCAAAAGAAAUAUUGUUUGCUCUUAGCAUCUGUUUUAGCAAUUAGCAUCUUCUUCAACAAUGGAACCGCCAUUGAAGAAGAAACAGACGCCACAGGAAGCAACCCAUGGCUAACCGUUUCUCUCUCUUCUCUCUUGCCAUCACAUACUUGCACACCAUUCACAGGUUUGAAGAAGAAUUCAAGCUUGGAAGUAAUACAAAGACACGGGCCAUGUAGUGAACUAAAGCAUGGGAAAGCAAAUCCUAAAACUAUUCCAACACACUUUGAUAUCCUAACUGAAGAUCAAGCAAGGGUGGCUUCAAUCCACUCUAUGCUCUCUAUCAGAAGGUUCAACCGUGGAAACAUGAAGCAAUUGGAUUCUACAAAUAUACCAGUAAAGUCUGGCCUACCCAUUAACACAGGUGGCUACAUUGUCACUGUUGGCUUGGGUAGCCCUAAAACGAACUUAUCGCUCAUUGUUGAUACGGGAAGUGAUCUCACCUGGACUCAGUGCAAGCCUUGUAUGGUGAAGUGUUACAACCAACAAGAACCAAUCUUUGAUCCAUCUAAGUCCACAACUUAUUCACAGAUCAAGUGUAGUAGUUCUUCUAUGUGUAAUCAGAUUUUGUCUACUGCAAGUGAUCAAGAAUGUGCUGAAUCUAAUUCUGCGGGAACGUGCAUAUAUGAGACUAGGUACAUGGACAAGUCUUUCUCCGUCGGCUUUCUUAGCAAAGAGAGGCUCACCAUUGCCGCCGAUAACACCUUUGACAACUUCUUGUUUGGUUGUGGCCAAAAUAACUUAGGGAUUCUCUUUGGUGGCGCCGCCGGCUUACUUGGCCUCGGCCGUCAGCCGAUUUCCGUCGUCCAACAAACAGCCAAGGCCUAUAACAAAGUCUUCUCCUAUUGUCUACCCUCCACCCCUAGCGACAUCGGCCACCUCACCUUCGGCAGCGACGGAGUUUCCAAUAAUGUCCAAUACACUCCGAUCACCACCAUCCCCAACUUAACCUCGUUCUAUAGCAUCAACAUCACCGGAAUCGUCGUUGAUGGAACAAACCUAUCUUCCAUAACUUCUACACUAUCGUCGGCCAAAGCAAUCAUCGACAUCGGGACAUUCAUCACAAGGCUUCCGCCGUCAGUUUACACUGCCUUGAGAUCGGAGAUCCAGCGAAGGAUGGCGAUGUAUCCGAUGGUGAGCAAACUUGAGAUACUGGACACGUGUUAUGAUUUGAGUGGGUACAAGACUGUGACAAUUCCAAAGAUGAGCUUGGUGUUUGGCGGCGAGGUUAAGCUAGACUUGGACGCGAGUGGGAUCUUUUUUGCUGUGAGUCCCAAACAGGUGUGUUUGGCUUUUGCUGCGAAUGAGAUAGUGGAGGAUCUUAUUAUACUUGGAAGUGUUCAGCAAAAGACAAUAGAGGUGGUGACCGAUCUUAAUGCUGAAAGGCUUGGAUUUUCUCCUGCUGGCUGCAAGUAA